AUGGAUGUAGAUGAUGGGAUGUUUCCUGUCACCUUCGCAAUUGUCUCUGAGACAUAUAAUGCAUGGAUAUUGAAGCAACAUGAACUGCCCAUAAUGCAACUCUUGAACAUUAUAAGGGUGAAACAGAUGGAGAUGAUGUAUAAACGUAAGCAGAAAUUAAUUAAGUGGAAAUAUGAUGUGGGCCCUAAGAUUAACAAGAUUCUAAAGAAACGAGUUCAUAAAUCUGAGGGGCUGACUGUUAGGCGAUCUUCAGUGUCUGGGUUUGAAGUUGAGGGUGACGCAAGUACACACUCAGUUGACUUAAGUUUGAGAUCUUGCUCCUGCAAGGUGUGGGAGAUGACAGGUCUGCCCUGUAUUCAUGCAUCUACCGCGAUAGCAAGGAUUCGUAGACAACUCCUGAAUUAUGUUUCACAUGAGUAUCAUAAAGAGGCAUAUGCGCAAACGUAUGAAGAACCAAUCAAUCCUGUCCCUAACCAUGAUAUGUCCUUUGAAUCACCCACAGGGGACACACACGUUGUUGUGAGGCCUCCUAGAACUCGUAAGCGUGCAGGCCGACCAAAGAGACAACGUAUAGAAUCACAAGAUGUGGAGAAGCGACCCCAACAUUGUAGCAGAUGUGGGGAUCCUAGGCAUAACAGGAGGUCAUGUCGAGAGGCAAUAUAG
This is a messenger RNA of Macadamia integrifolia, 663 nucleotides long. RefSeq lists its product as uncharacterized. Gene Ontology annotation, molecular function: zinc ion binding. Bases 1 to 663 code for a protein of 220 amino acids. The record is from RefSeq and is a predicted model, not a curated record. NCBI's taxonomy places the organism in Eukaryota, Viridiplantae, Streptophyta, Magnoliopsida, Proteales, Proteaceae. The transcript is spliced from 2 exons.